Funneliformis mosseae is the source of this 1353-nucleotide messenger RNA. The record is from the annotation of a GenBank genome assembly. Lineage: Eukaryota; Fungi; Glomeromycota; Glomeromycetes; Glomerales; Glomeraceae.
AUGUCUGUAUCUUUCGAUAAUUCAAUCCUUGAUGUCCCUGACAACAUUAUUGAACAAGUUCGAAAAGAUUCGAAAAACAUAUACAAUAGAUUAAAAUCAAUCUCCGAAGACGCAAAUUUUGUUAGCGAUAUAUCGGACUUGAUACCAUACUUACCCGUCAUAGCAAAUGAAAGGUGUGGUACCUGGUAUGUGGAUCCAGAAAAAUUAUGUCCACAAACGGUCUAUUUCAAAUCCACCGAUGGUCAUACUGGAAAAUGGGCGUUCAACCUACGCAGGUUAAACGCUCAUCUCUUUAACAUAAUCGCAAAACAUGGUGGAUGUAUGAUAGUGGAUUCGACACGCAGUGGCAAAAGAAUUCCUGAUUCGCAAUCAAAGACGAUACCAAUCUGGUGUUGUACCAUCAAUAACGCGAUCAAGAAAUUUCGGGAUUCUGUUACAUCUGAUGAGGAUAUAUCGGAGUCAGUAUGGGACACGGAAUUUCAUUCACUUCCAUCAUUAAUCUCAAGAUCCGAACAUGAUCAAAUCGUUUCGUUAAUACCUCGAUUUACCCAAAACCUUCUCAAUUCCGGUUUUGACAUGAGAUCACUUUCGAACAAGUUAAGAAAACCCCUUCGACCACUUUGGUUUACCCCAUCGUCAAAUAUAUUUGUACACGGCUUACCAGAUUACACCAAAAUGUCAUUUCAUCCCUUAAUCUGUGUAUGCGCGUCACAAAUGGUUAAAUCCGGAGUCGAAAGAAGGAAAGGGUUCCUUUACGUGCAAGGGUCAGCAGAUGAUCAUGAAAUGUGGGCGAGGGGAUUGACUUCCGCCUUGUUUUGGAAAUAUCACAAGGAAAUAUUGAAUGAAAGUAAUCCUGUUGAAUGUGAAAGAACCGUUUUGGAUGUCAUCCAACGAGAAAAGAACGCCAAUUCCGAAUUGUUAAAACCAAAUCAUUCGGACCUCUCAAAUGAUUCAUUUAUCUUUAUAGGAAACACAAACAUCGCAAUUGGAAAUUAUAAAAGUGCAUUUCCACCUGAAUGCUGGAAGAAUUUUGAUUGCAUCAUAAACUGUACACCAGAAACAUACAUCUCUAAUGAAGCGUCACCAAAUUAUUUACAAUUACCAAUACCUGAAGGCAAGAAAGGACAAAACGUUUUCUAUUCAAGCAUUUCUAUUGCCUUAGAAUUUAUUAGAGGACCAUUGGAAGAAAAGAAGAAAAUAUUGAUUCAUUGUAAACAGGGUAUUGAUAGAAGUUGUGGAAUUGCAUUGGCCGUUUUGGUAAAAUAUUUUGAUGGCAAAGGGAUGGAAUCGACCAUCAAAGUAAGUGGUAGAUUGAUCCCAAACCUAUCUAAACCAUCCAUAACGUUACCGUAA